AGAAGUCUGGCCACUCUACGUAUCAUCGAAAAAAUAAUAAGGACACAAUCAUUUUCCGCACAUUCCAGAGGAUCCUACAAUCUUCGGCCCAUUGCCGUGGAGCCAGUGCAUCCUUGCUGACCAGCCGACUGGGCAAGGAGAUUUGGCUAAGUUCCGCCAAAAUGUCACAGUCACCGAAUGGCGGGAUUUCCACAAUGGAAACGGAGGAGGCGCCGGAAAAUCUAGCAGACUCCCUUGAGAAACCAUGGCGCGGAGUGCCCAUGGAGGCCAUACAUCGCAAUCUCCAUCCCUUCGAAUUGGAAAACCUGCCACCCGUCAGCGCUGGCAAUCUUCACCGGGUGCUGUACCAACUGCCCAUCCGGGAUACGCCGCCACGCCCACACAAAUCGCCCGGGAAAUGGGAUUCGGAGCAUGUUCGCCUGCCAUGCGCGCCAGAGUCGAAAUAUCCCAGGGAAAAUCCAGAUGGCAGCACCACCAUCGAUUCUCGCUGGGGAAUGAUCGAAAGGGCCCUGCUGCAGCCCAUCGAAUCGAGUGAGGAGCUCCAGGCGGCCAUACUAUCCUACAAUACCACCUACAGGGAUCAGUGGCACUUUCGGGCCCUUCAUCAGCUACUGGACGAGGAGCUGGACGAGAGCGAGACACGGGUUUUCUUCGAGGAUCUACUGCCGCGUAUUAUUCGCUUAGCAUUGCGGCUGCCGGACCUGAUUCAAUCGCCUGUUCCGCUGCUCAAGCAGCACAAGAAUGCCUCCUUGAGUCUGAGUCAGCAGCAGAUCGCCUGCCUGUUGGCCAACGCUUUUCUGUGCACCUUUCCGCGGCGCAACACGCUGAAGAGGAAAUCCGAGUACAGCACAUUUCCAGAUAUAAACUUUAACAGGCUUUACCAAUUGACGGGAGCAGCGGUGCUGGAGAAGCUCAAAUGCAUUAUGCACUAUUUCCGGCGAGUGUGUCCCACGGAGCGGGAUGACAGCAAUGUGCCCACCGGUGUGGUGACCUUUGUCCGCCGCAGCGGAUUGCCGGAACAUCAGGUCGACUGGGGCCAGAGUGCGGCGCCCCUGGGCGAUGUGCCAUUGCAUGUGGACGCCGAGGGAACGAUCGAGGACGACGGCGUCGGGCUGCUCCAGGUGGACUUUGCCAACAAAUAUUUGGGUGGCGGUGUUUUGGGACACGGCUGCGUUCAGGAGGAGAUACGUUUUGUUAUCUGUCCAGAGCUCUUGGUUAGCAAGCUCUUUACGGAAUGUCUGCGGCCAUUCGAGGCGCUGGUGAUGUUGGGCGCCGAGAGAUAUAGUAACUAUACGGGAUAUGCCGGAAGCUUCGAGUGGUCCGGCAACUGUGAGGACUCCACGCCCAGGGAUAGCUCUCGUCGCCGGCAAACGGCCAUUGUGGCCAUAGAUGCUUUGCAUUUUGCCCAAUCACAGCAUCAAUAUCGCGAGGAUCUCAUGGAAAGGGAGCUAAAUAAGGCGUAUAUCGGAUUUAUCCAUUGGAUGGUCACGCCGCCACCAGGAGUGGCCACCGGCAAUUGGGGAUGUGGUGCGUUCGGCGGAGAUUCCUACCUUAAAGCCCUGCUACAACUCAUGGUCUGUGCUCAGCUGGGCAGGCCUUUGGCCUACUAUACCUUUGGUGAUACCGAGCUCAGAGAUGAUUUCCAUGACAUAUGGCUGUUGUUUCGAAGUGAGGGUACUACGGUCCAGCAGCUUUGGAGUAUCCUAAGGUCCUAUAGUAGACUUAUAAUGGAGAAGAGCCCCGAGGAGUCGCGUGAGGGCAAGGCAUGCCAAAAGACGAUGUACGAAUUCAUAAGGGAGGAACUGAUAAAGGUCAAAGAUGGAACAGGAGAAGGACAGCCCCCAGAAGCUGGAACAUCAAAAUCAGCUGGAUCAGGAGAAGCAAAAUCCGAAGCAAAGCCAUCAGCAACAGCGAAAACCUCACCAGAACUUACCAAAAAGCCAGCCCAACCGAAAGCCGCUGUUAGCCAACAAAGUCCUGAUCUGUUUCCCACGCAACCGUCCCAAGAUUCCGAUUCCUCGCUAGAACAGGUCAUUCUCAUGCUGUCCGAUGAUGAGGAGACCAAUGCCAUGAUGGAGGCCGCCAGCUUGGAGGCAAAGAACAGCGAGGAAGUCAGCAACAGCAGCACACCGGCCAAGAGCAGUAGUUCCUCCUCGAAAACAGAAGGCGGCCGCCAGUUGACCCUGCUCGAGAUGCUGGACUCACAUUACGAGAAGGGACAGGCCUCGAAGAGGCCUCGAAAAGCACCCAACUGCAGCAAGGCUGAGGGUCCAGCAAAGAGUCGCAAGGAGAACGAUGCGGAGGACAAGAAGGAUGAUGUUGACUAAGUGAUAUUGCCCUAGAGGAUAAUAAUAUUAGGCCUUCUUUAAGUCUGCUUAAAAAUUGUUUGCUGAAUAUUCUCAAAAAACUUUUUAAACCAAAUUUUUUUUGGCAUUACAAAACUGACUAUUAAAUCUAAAUGAAAAACGUA
Messenger RNA from Drosophila subpulchrella, 2470 nucleotides. It is a transcript of the gene Parg, whose product is annotated as poly(ADP-ribose) glycohydrolase. The transcript is spliced from 2 exons. Bases 162 to 2327 code for a protein of 721 amino acids. Gene Ontology annotation, molecular function: poly(ADP-ribose) glycohydrolase activity. Gene Ontology annotation, cellular component: nucleus; cytoplasm. The record is from RefSeq and is a predicted model, not a curated record. NCBI's taxonomy places the organism in Eukaryota, Metazoa, Arthropoda, Insecta, Diptera, Drosophilidae. Gene Ontology annotation, biological process: nucleotide-sugar metabolic process; regulation of DNA repair; ATP generation from poly-ADP-D-ribose.